This is a messenger RNA of Malassezia restricta, 1479 nucleotides long. RefSeq names its product golgi pH regulator. Gene Ontology annotation, cellular component: membrane. NCBI's taxonomy places the organism in Eukaryota, Fungi, Basidiomycota, Malasseziomycetes, Malasseziales, Malasseziaceae. The coding region runs from base 1 to 1479 and encodes 492 amino acids. The transcript has a single exon. The record is from RefSeq and is a predicted model, not a curated record.
AUGACGGGUGGGGGAACGUUGGUAUGGAUCGUGUGUAUUCGUGUGCUUCUUUUGGUCGGCGCAUACCAUGUGCUACCAUGGCUAGUCGGGGAAGCAAAAUACGUGUCUUUGGAGACGGAAACAACGCGCUCUGUGGAGUCCAUGACCCUACCCAACGUGGCCCAUGCACGCUCACGAACCGGUUCCGGAGUAGAGCGUGUCAUGCGUAUGUUUGAAUCAUGGAUGCCCAAAUCGCUAUCAUCUGCCUCUAUUCUUUUUUGUAUUUCAGCUGAAGAAAGUCUUACUAUCGUUUGUUUAGCGGUAUUGGAGCGUAUGCAAGCUGAUGUGCCAUGGCUUCUGUUCCACUGGCACAUGUCCCUACCGAUUGUCAUUCUCCUUAUCAUUUUCGUACUUCCUCUGUGCGCAUGCAUCUUGCUCAGCUUUGGAAGUGGUCGUCGACAGUGGUCUCGUGUUCGAGGUAUGCUAAGCGCCUCUUUAUUCCUGGGUUGGUGUUUUUUAUUUCUGCGUGUCCCAUUACCCAAGGCCGAGUCUACUUUGUCCUUCUUUCAGGCUAUGCUGUCACGCACGGCUGUCUUGGGCGUCUCCCUUAUUGCAGCUUUGUCAGGCAGUGUGGCGGCAGGUGCCAUCUGCGACUCGUACGAAAUGAUGAUUCGACGGCGCCAAAGAAACAGUGAGACUGAUCUAAAAUCCAUGCGGUCUGCUUUUCAGCAAUCAUUCAAAGAUAUUCAAGAGCGUCGUGCAAUGGUGGCUGAAGUGGAAAGUGAACGUGAGACCUCCCCAACCCGGGGAGACUGGAUGCGUUUUCUGGGCUGGGGUAGCAAGGAUCGGCAACUCUCCUCAUUAAACACCGAAAUCGCUGGGCUUGUCACAAUGGCUCAUGCUCUACGAAAAGAUAUACAAUUUUACGAAGAGAAAGAACGGCGCAUGCGUUACGCAAAAACAUGGAUCGGAUAUGCUUGGAUCGUUAGCGGAUAUAUCUUUUCCAUGUACUGUGCCAUGCGCUUAGUGCAAUGUGUCUUGAACCUGCUCAUCUUUGGCUAUAACUCGAUUUCUACACGCGAUCUGGUUUCAACAAGUGUCGCACACCUACUGCGGUUAAUGGGAUGGCGAGUGGAUGUCUCGCAGUGGUCGCCUUCCAUCAGCGUGUUGCUGCUAGGCAGCCUGAUUGUUAUGCGCACACGUGUAAUUCUCGGAUCCCUCUCCGCUUUCAUUCAAUAUGUGUCUACGGGUAUUAGCACACAGAUUCUCGUGCUCUUUACAGCGCAAGUUCUCUGUAUUUACGUCCUGGCUGCCCUCAUCCAGUUGCAUGCAGGCGUGAGCCUUGGCUCCACAGGUGAGCCAAGCCGCCUGCUCGCCGCACUACCUGACUUUCAGCGUGUAUUUGGACGCAUCUUUGAUAUCAUAUUCCUGGGGUCGGCUGUGCUCGUGGCUGCAUAUCGCUGGUUUGUAUCGCAGUCAGAUGCGUCCCUUCAACUGUAA